GCUUCACUUCUAACUGGAGCAGAUUCUAGCUCUGGUGCAAGGGAGGCUACUCUGUAGAGCUCCCAAUCUUCCUAUUUCUCUUGGGGACUAGCGGGUGACUUUUACCCAAUGUCUUCCACUGAACCUAAAUCUGAUUCUAGUGCUCAUGCAGCCGAGCCAGCAAGCCAGGGUGUACUGGCAUCUGUGGGUAAUGUUGUGCUUGUCAGUCCUACCAGUAACAAAGAUUGGGCUACCUCUGCUUCACUGAAGAAAGAAAAUCUUCAACUCCAGCCAACAGAUGAAGCUCCCGAGGAGAACCUGCCAGUUUUUCUGCAAGCCUCGCCUUCCCAGGUUACAGCUAUUCCAAGUUUGGCCUCCAGGGCCAAAAAUGUUGUAGCCAGUAUACGGAUUCGGGAUUUGUCUGUGGCUUUUCAGAGUGGGCUGGAUAUUACUAAAUCAAAGUUUGCCAUAGACACUAAAACAGCAUCAGAUUUGGCCAAAUUUGAUCAGAGGAUGUUGGAUAGUACAGAUGAGUCGCAGCAAUCUGAAGAAGGGGAUGCCCAUUACCUGCCUAUGACAGAUGAUGAGCUGGCUGAGAUUGCUGAGAUUCAGUCAUCAGGGGAAUGGAAAAUACCAUCCCUCCAACAGCAAAGAAAAACACAACGUUACUUUGUGCGUCUGGGAUCCCUGCCUCUCAACCUCCACCAGCAGGCCAUUGAGUACUCCGUUGUAAAACUAGAGCAAAUCAAGCAGAAUGUCUUUGAGACUCACCUGCAGCUUUCUCAGAUCAUCAGCUUAAUUAAUAAUGUUAAACAGACUGGUACUCCAUGGUGUGAGAGUCAAGAGAAACUUGACCAAAUAUGGGUUCACUGGAAUCGAUUAUUUCCUACAAAUAAUAAGCAAGAUGCUGCAAAGAUUGAGUCCCGUACUCUCCUCCUAUUUAUGAAGCUCUUCUACAAGCUUUUGAACAUCAUCUUACUGCUCUUGUCUAGCACACGAGGCCUUUACGAUGACAUUUGGAGAAAGAUAAGGCAGAGUCUUUAUUGUAUAAGAGAGUAUGAGGCUACCCUUGCCAACCUGAAUUCCUUUCAGGAUCUUUCUUGCAAGUUCAUAAACCUAAUCCAGGAGGAGAGCAGCAAGAUCCUAGCAUUCCUAGACCAAAUACAAGACAAUCUGGCUGAGGACAAACCUUUCACUUGGAUCAUGGGACCCUUUGUCCCAUCCAACCAAGGUUCCCAAAAGGCUGAGAAAACUUUUGAGAAGGUUUCAGAAGACUAGAAAUGUCCUGGUUCAAAGGAUCAAAGAUUUCGGGAAGCCAAGUGUCCAGAAUUCCUUAUGGGUUGGUCUUUUUCCAGUUGCCCUGAGACCCAGAAGAACAAGCAAUUAAGUAACUAAGCUGCCUCUAGUGAACUGGGGUAUUAAGGGACAAACAACCAAGACCAUCUCUCUAGCAUGUCCCAUAGCAAUCAUGUUCUGUUUCAUUGGGCCUGUUAAGAUGUAAUCCAUAUCCAGGAUGUUAGUAAUAAGUAAGACAUCCAAUAUCCUUGAAUUGUUUUUUUGUUUGUUUCUCCUCAGUGGAACAAGAUAACUUUUGUUUUCUGUCAAAUUUUAACUGCAGCUUAAAAAUUAUUAAAAAAAAAAAAAAACAAUGAAA
Molecule: messenger RNA, 1633 nt
Organism: Antechinus flavipes (yellow-footed antechinus)
Lineage: Eukaryota; Metazoa; Chordata; Mammalia; Dasyuromorphia; Dasyuridae
Product: perilipin-3-like
Exons: 2
Coding region: 109-1257 (382 amino acids)
Biological process (GO): positive regulation of triglyceride storage; lipid storage
Cellular component (GO): lipid droplet; cytosol
Source: RefSeq, a predicted model, not a curated record